UCGCCCACACUGCCUCUCGGUUGACGCAUAAAACUCUCUCUCUCUUUUUCUCCAUCGCCUCCAAUCAUCGCUCCCUCCCCGCACCCCACCUGGCCCGGCUCCCCUCUUUCCUCAGCUUUCCUGCCCUCGAUUCCCCGAGCCAUUGCUUCCAAAAUCUCGGAAUCCGAACCAAUUGGACUCUGCCAGUUCUAGGGUUUCUACUCCUGCUGUAGAGCGAUCUCGAGUUCAGCUGGAGGGAUCUCGGAGCGCCCACCAAGGGCAUUGCUGGGAGAAGAGAGGUUGCUUAAUGAAGUACCAUCCUGCCUUUUUGGUCAUAUUGGCAUAGGAGGUACCUCCAGUCUGUCAUAUAACUUGAGAGCUGUGGAAAGUGCUAAUCAGUGAAGAGGCUUAUAGAUGGGAUUAUCAUAAUUACUGGUUGACUUCUAACAUCAUUUAUUUUUCUCUGUACCCUUGAACCUAAUCAGAGAUUGAGUAUAUAUAGAAACGCUUGUCGUGAUAAUUGUGUAUUUUUCUAUAAAUAAAAUGCCACCAUGGUGGGGAAAGUCUUCUUCUAAAGAUGUAAAGAAGAAGUCAAGCAAGGACAAUUUGAUCGAUACAUUACAUCGAUUCAUAACUCCAACUGAACAAAAAAGAAAUGUUAGAUCAGGAGGAUCUCGAAAACAUGGUGGUGACACAGCUUCAGUGAAGGGGUCUCUAUCACAAGCAGAAUCACAGUCUACAUCAUCCUCAACUCAGGUAUCACGCUGUCAAAGUUUUGCAGAUAGACCUCAUGCCCAUCCUCUUCCACUUCCGAGGGUGCACUCAAGCAUGACAUGUAGACGCUCAGGACAUGGUGGUACAAAGCCAAUGCUAGAAAAACGUGGCAAAGCGCAGCUGUUGUUGCCUCUUCCAACACCUAAUCAUGUUCCUGUAAGACUAGAUACUGCUGAUAUUUAUGGAGAUUUGACUACUGCAUCUGUUUCUAGCAAUUGCUCCGUUGAUAGUGAUGAUUCUCAACUUCAUAGCCCUGUGGGGAAUGAUUUUGAAAAUGGCAGCGGGAGAAUUAUGCAUUACCCUUCCAGUGUGGCACAUAGAGAUCAUUCUCCUAUCAACAAUCUUAAAAGCUCUAAGGAGACAGCAAAGUCAGCUAGUGCACUAUGCAAUAACCAAAGCCUCUCUUCAUCACCUAAGAAAGGAACUUUGGGCAUUUACCAGUCCAAUAAUCAAAUUCCUUACCACAGUGCUCCUGGCAGUGUUCCAGAUAGCUCGAUGUCAAGUCCUUCUCGAAGUCCCAUGAGAGUAUUUUGCCCUGAGCAAAUUCUGACUUCUGUUUUUUGGUCAGCAAAGCCCUACCCAGAUGUCAACUUCCUUGGAUCUGGCCAGUGCUCUAGUCCCUGUUCUGGUCAGACCUCUGGGCAUAAUUCAAUGGGAGGGGAUAUGUCUGGACAGUUAUUUUGGCAACACAGCAGGGGUAGCCCAGAGUGUUCGCCAAUUCUGAGCCCAAGAAUGACAAGUCCUGGUCCCAGCUCUAGGAUACAUAGUGAAGCUGUUUCUCCAUUGCAUCCACAGGCUGGAGGAACAACACCAGAAUCCCCUACAAGUCGGGCUGAUGAGGCGAAGAAACCGUCCCACCGUUUGCCACUGCCACGAAUAAAUAUUUCCAAUAGCUCACCUUUUUUGUCAAUGAAUUCUGCGUUAAAUACUCUUUCCUUGAUACAUAGCCCUGGAAGGGCAGAUAAUCCCCCAAGUCCUGGGCCUCGAUGGAAGAAAGGGAAGCUGAUUGGGCAUGGCACAUUUGGACUUGUUUAUGUUGGCUUCAACAGUGAGAGUGGUGAAAUGUGUGCUAUGAAAGAGGUUACUCUUUUCUCUGAUGAUGCUAAGUCAAAGGAAAGUGCAAAGCAAUUGGCGCAAGAAAUUGCUCUGUUGAGUCAGUUACGGCACCCAAAUAUAGUGCAGUAUUAUGGAUCUGAAAUGAUAAAUGACAAACUUUACAUUUAUCUGGAGUAUGUUUCUGCUGGUUCCAUCCACAAACUUCUUCAAGAAUAUGGACAGUUUGGAGAAGUAGCUAUUCGCAGCUAUACCCAACAAAUCCUUUCAGGCCUUGCAUAUUUGCAUGCGAAGAAUACGGUGCACAGGGACAUAAAAGGAGCAAAUAUACUUGUGGACCCAAACGGACGUGUAAGAUUGGCGGACUUCGGGAUGGCAAAACAUAUUACUGGGCAGUCAUGCCCCUUUUCGUUUAAAGGAAGCCCAUAUUGGAUGGCGCCUGAGGUUAUUAAAAAUGCAAAUGGCUGUAACCUUGCUGUGGAUAUAUGGAGCCUUGGGUGUACCAUUUUGGAGAUGGCUACCACAAAACCACCUUGGAGCCAGUAUGAAGGGAUUGCAGCCUUGUUCAAGAUUGGGAACAGCAAGGAACUUCCGGCAAUCCCUGAUCAUCUCUCAGCUGAUGGAAAGGAUUUUGUUAGGCAGUGUCUACAGCGUGAACCAUCGAACCGUCCUACAGCUGCUGAGCUUCUGCAGCACCCAUUCGUGAAAAAUCCGGCCCUACUGGAAAAAUCUGUUUCUGUUUCCGAUCCCUUUUCACUGCCAACAUCUGUUCCAUGCGGAACAAACUUCAAGGGUUCUGGGCAUCAGCUCAGAGGUGUCACUCCUACUGUAGUAAGCCGGGAUAGUCGUACAAGGAACAUGUCUUGUCCUAUCUCCCCCAUUAGAAGUCCUAUGUUAAAUGCUAGGUCUUCACGGCAUAUCAAUGGAAGGAUAUCCUCUCGACUAUCAAGCCCUAUAGCCACCUCAGGUUCAUCAACUCCUAUAACAGGUUGUGGUGAUGCUAUCCCAGUCAGUCAGCCAAAGUACUUGUCUUCCCUUCACGAGGGAUUCACACAUGCACCAAGGGUCCUAAAUAGUCGCCAUGCUAGCGCUUCUACUUAUGACCCCGAGCUUGAUAUUUUCCGGGGAGCGCAGAAAGGCUCCCUUCUCUGGGGGAAGUGAUGUCUUCUGAAACUGACAUUCUCAGCCCUCCAUUUGGAAGACUAGCAUAUGGAGAUCGCCGAGAACCAUGCAAUGGGCAAUUUAAUUUGCUGUCUCAUCAACUGUUGAGAGAUCAUGUGAAGCUAAACUCAAAGCCAAAUCUUUCAUCCUGGUUCUCGUAGUCCUUGGCUGCUCAAAUGGUACCUGACUCAGAGAAAGAGCUGGUCACUGAGGAAGUCUUUUUUUCCCUGAGAGCUUCUUUGAUUAUUCAAUUGGUUCCUUGUCUCCCCAUCAAGCAGCUGAGGAUUGAAUCUUGUACAAUAAAGCCCAAAGUGGAGACCCAUGGAAUAUUUGUCUGGCUGGAGGCUGAGGCUGAAGUGGCUAAGUGGGCAUUUUCACCUGCAACUCCAUACUUGAACUUCACAUUGCUAAUCUCCAGAGUAGAAGACUGUCAACCUGCUGACAUUUGGAUAUUGAUGUUGAAUUGUAUGAGACAAAGGCAAUCGGUGAUUGUUUUGAUUUUUGAGCAAACAACUUUUGACACCAUUGGCAAUGAAUCCUGACUAUGGAUAAUGUAUAUCUGACAUCAUGAUAUAAAUUAAAAGAGCAGGAUACAAGAAUACUAGGACUUGCAACAAGUUGCCUUGUUUGUGCAAAGGCCAUUGUAAGUAGGACAGAAGAUUGGAUGAGUCCAAAUAUUGCUUCAGGAAGAGCCCUGGGCAUCCAGUGCUGGUCAUCAUCUUUGGCCAAUACAUUGCUGUCAGUUUGGGCAGAAAUGCUUCUGUAAAAUUUGAUUUCUGGCUUCUAAUUUAAAUGCUUCUGCAAAUUUUACUUCAUUGCUGUUCAUUGUACAUCACAUCAGGGAAACUGGAAUGACAUCCCGCAUUUUGCAUUUACUCGGGAAUUUGAACUACUAUUGUCA
Phoenix dactylifera (date palm) is the source of this 3868-nucleotide messenger RNA. The record is from RefSeq and is a predicted model, not a curated record. NCBI's taxonomy places the organism in Eukaryota, Viridiplantae, Streptophyta, Magnoliopsida, Arecales, Arecaceae.